Messenger RNA from Hippopotamus amphibius kiboko, 1569 nucleotides. RefSeq names its product potassium calcium-activated channel subfamily M regulatory beta subunit 2 (gene KCNMB2). The record is from RefSeq and is a predicted model, not a curated record. Gene Ontology annotation, molecular function: calcium-activated potassium channel activity; potassium channel regulator activity. The coding region runs from base 65 to 772 and encodes 235 amino acids. Gene Ontology annotation, biological process: potassium ion transport; detection of calcium ion. NCBI's taxonomy places the organism in Eukaryota, Metazoa, Chordata, Mammalia, Artiodactyla, Hippopotamidae. The transcript has 4 exons. Gene Ontology annotation, cellular component: voltage-gated potassium channel complex; membrane.
UUUUCACCAUUCCUCCAGGACUUCCACCAUAAAGAAAGGAGCCCCUGGACCAACAUCCUCUAAGAUGUUUAUAUGGACCAGUGGCCGGACCUCUUCAUCUUACAGACAUGAUGAGAAAAGAAAUAUUUACCAAAAAAUCAGGGACCACGACCUCCUGGAUAAAAGGAAAACUGUCACAGCACUGAAAGCAGGAGAGGACCGGGCCAUCCUCCUGGGACUGGCCAUGAUGGUGUGCUCCAUCAUGAUGUACUUUCUGCUGGGAAUCACGCUCCUGCGCUCGUACAUGCAGAGUGUGUGGACCGAGGAGGCUCAGUGCACCUUGCUGAAUGCAUCCAUCACGGAAACAUUUAACUGCUCCUUCAGCUGUGGUCCAGACUGCUGGAAACUUUCUCAGUACCCCUGCCUCCAGGUGUACGUUAACCUGACUUCUUCCGGCGAAAAGCUCCUUCUCUACCACACGGAAGAGACAAUGAAAAUCAAUCAGAAGUGCUCCUAUAUACCUAAGUGUGGAAAAAAUUUUGAAGAAUCCAUGUCCCUGGUGAAUGUUGUCAUGGAAAACUUCAGGAAGUACCAACACUUCUCCUGCUAUUCUGAUCCAGAAGGAAACCAGAAGAGUGUCAUCCUAACCAAACUCUACAGUUCCAACGUGCUGUUCCAUUCACUCUUUUGGCCAACGUGUAUGAUGGCUGGGGGCGUGGCUAUUGUUGCCAUGGUGAAACUCACACAGUACCUCUCCCUGCUCUGUGAGAGGAUCCAACGGAUCAAUAGAUAAAAACAAAGUGGAUGAGAUCAUUUUCUUUAAAGCUCAAAUACUGUUUUCUUUCAUUCUUCACCAAAGAACCUUAAGUUUGUAAUGUGCAGUCUGUUAUGAGUUCCUUAAUAUAUUCUUAUACGUAGAGCAAUAAUGCAAAAGCUGUUCUAUAUGCAAACAUGAUGUCCUUAUUAUUCAGGAGAAGAAAUAACUGUUUUUGUUGGUUGGGUUUUUUUCAUAAUCUUAGUUCGAUGCUGGAACUAGUACUUCCUUCUCUCCUUCCGCCAAAAUUGGGCUCAGUUAUUCAUUUGCCAAGCUUCAUGGAAGAAUACAGACAAUAUCAAUGUGAUAACGUCUGUACUCAGCGUUGUCAGAUCUCUUGAAGAUAUUUCUGCAAUGUGUUUCAUCAUUCAUCGUUUACUAAAGCUGCAGCCAAAAAUAUUUUUUUUCCUUACUCUAAACUGAGCCCUGUAGCAAGUGAAGGGACCAGAUUUCCUAACUAAAGGACAUUACGCAUUCUCCUUGUAUUUCUACCAUAUCACUGUAAAGAAGGGGGAAAACCCAGCCAGCUAUUUUUCUUUUAUUACUUUAUACUCAUAACUUUAGAUUUUUUAACUGAUUUCCAAAAAAUAAGCUGUUUUCAUUAACCAAUUCUAUAAUCUUUUCCUGUUAUUUAAAUAGGAAAUGAACAGAGCCCUUUUCCUUGUAAGACCCUGCUACUGUGUGAGGAGAUAACAUUUACAAGGAGUUUCAUUACCUGUGAACUGACAAUGUUGAAUACAUGCUCCAUUACAAUCUGGGAAAGUCUAUGUUACUAA